UUCAGAUUCUGUAGAGAGCCACUUAUCAUCUGCUGCCUAUUAUUGACAAAAGAUUUGAGAUGUAUAAAGCCUUUUACAUCUUCUCUAUGGAACUCACUAUGGCUAUGGAGAUUACUGGGUUUCUUGUGAGGAUAUCGUCUUCUCUGUUAUGGUUUCAGAUUUAUAGGCUGGGAGCUUCUAUUAUAGACACUUCAUUUCCUCGUCAGUCAGAUUCAGAUUUACGAAAUAGCUUCUUAAAACCUCCUCUUCUAGCAAGGCAACGUUCACGUGAUCCAGAAUUAAGAAAUAGCUUCUUAGAGCCCCCUGCUAUACCUAAGCCACGUUCACGUUCGGAUGAAAUCUUGGGAGAUUCUGCUGAAGAACCAGCUUUCUACACUCCUCUCCUUGAUGGCUGCCAAAGCAAUAUCACUACGCCCAAUAUAACACAGGUGGUUAAAAAUAUCAUUCAGCUGGAGAUAUAUACAAAGGAUCCCCAUCAUCUGCUGCAGAAGCCUCUCGAAAUAAGUCUCCUUUCUCCAGGUCCUUGGAGGCACUUGAUUCAAGUCUCCGUUGAUGAUAUUACAUCUAUUGACUGUGGCCGGAAGAUAGCUUAUGGCUAGAGGAAUCUAAAGGCAUUCUUUGAUACAGUAUAGACUUGAAGAAUGCAGAUGGGAGUUUUACAUAGUGGGGUGACACAAUUAAGAACCAUUUGCCUUAAAUCAUCAUUGAUUCUACUCAGAAACUGUAUAGAUUUUGGUGUCACAUAUAUGGACUAGGAAUGUAUAUAGCAGCAUUCUUUUCUGUACAGGAAAAAAUACAUUCUUUUGAGGUGUAUAA
Molecule: messenger RNA, 816 nt
Organism: Camelina sativa (false flax)
Lineage: Eukaryota; Viridiplantae; Streptophyta; Magnoliopsida; Brassicales; Brassicaceae
Source: RefSeq, a predicted model, not a curated record